Molecule: messenger RNA, 749 nt
Organism: Capsicum annuum
Lineage: Eukaryota; Viridiplantae; Streptophyta; Magnoliopsida; Solanales; Solanaceae
Product: stigma-specific STIG1-like protein 1
Exons: 1
Coding region: 87-524 (145 amino acids)
Source: RefSeq, a predicted model, not a curated record
ACUAAUAAUUCUCUCCUACUCCUCCUUCUAGUCAAGAACGAAAAGAAAGAUAGAUUUCUAAUAUCAAUCAAUUUUAAGUUCGAAAAAUGAUGAAGUUGAUCAAAUUCAUGAUUGUUCUAGCCACUACAAUGUCCCUCACCAUCUCUCUACUCACCAUGCACAAAUCAAACAUCUCUGAACUUUCAGACGCGAAAGUACCCCAGGUGAAGAGGGUGAAAAUAAGUCGUUUUCUUGCUCAGCAAGAAAUCAAGAACCCUAGAGCAGCCGAUCACUGCCACAAAGACAACGAAAUAUGCCACGUGUUGGAAGGUGGUGGAAACUCGACAUGUUGCAACAACAAGUGCAUUGAUUUAGGGUACGAUGAUCAUAAUUGUGGUGCAUGCAAGAAAAAAUGUCCUUUCACAGAGACUUGUUGUAGAGGGGAAUGUGUGAAUUUAUCUUAUGAUAAGAGGCAUUGUGGAUAUUGCAACAAUAGGUGUAUGCAAGGAGGAUAUUGUUUCUAUGGCAUGUGUGAUUAUGCCUAAAUAUAUAAGGUCUGUCAAUUUAUACAUAUGAAAAUAUUCAUUUUUACCAAUAAAAGAAAUAACCACAUAAUUAAUUUUGUGGUUUAUACUCGUAAGAAAGACGGGAUUUAUAUAUAUAUAUAUAUUGAUGUAUAACAAUUGUAUACUGAUUCUUCAUUGAGAGUGUAUAUUGCUAAGUAAUUUUUUGUGACAAUUUCUUGUAAUAGGGGAUAUAUGAUCAUGAAC